This is a messenger RNA of Nylanderia fulva, 3144 nucleotides long. Lineage: Eukaryota; Metazoa; Arthropoda; Insecta; Hymenoptera; Formicidae. The record is from RefSeq and is a predicted model, not a curated record.
AUGAACUACAGAAAUCUGAUGUUCGAGAUUAAGAAUGGCAAAAAAUCGAUUAUAGAUCGACCGUCGAAAGAGCAUAUACCGGCGGUACAACCAUUAAUUUGGCAAAACAUUAUUGGUAUCCCUAUUCUCCAUAUCAUUGCGAUCUAUUUAUUUGUCACGCGGUGUCACGAGGCGAAACUUUACACCUGGAUGUUUGGAUUCGUAUAUGGAGUCCUUGGUGGUUUAGGUGUAACGGCAGGCGCUCAUCGUUUUUGGGCACAUAGGAGUUAUAGUGCCAAACUGCCACUCAAAAUUAUGCUUGCUUGUUUUUACUGCAUGGCCGGACAGAUUUAUUUGACUAAAUGGAUUCGAGUUCACCAAACGCAUCAUAAAUACACGAAUACAACCGCGAAUCCACAUAACGCUAGUCGCGGCUUCUUUUUCUCGCAUGUUGGCUGGUUAAUGAUGAAGCACCAUCCGGCGGUGAAAGAAUAUGGGAAAAGUGUGAAUCUGAGUGAUAUUGCUGUCAAUCCUGUCAUCCGUUUCUUCGACAAAUAUUAUUCACCGAUUAUGAUGUUGCUAACCUUUGUCGUGCCGACUUUGAUACCCGUGUAUUUAUGGAAUGAAACCUGGAUAGUAGCCAUAGGCGGUUCUCUUCUUCGCCAUCUGAUUAUGUUGAAUGCAGCUUUCGCCGUGAAUAGUUUUGCUCAUUUAUGGGGUUCUCGACCGUAUAGCAGGUAUACAUCAUUCUCUCGGAUUCAUAUUUGCGCGAUCGUAAUUAAACUCAACAACCAUAUCAUUCGAAUUGUGUUCAAUGCAACUCGCAUCGAUCAUUCUAAUAUCGCUCAAUUUACAAUGAUAACCGAAUAUUACGAAGAGGAAUACACGAAGGAUCAAAAGUUAACGGAACCGGAAACAAAAGAUGGCAAGAAAUCGAUUCUAGAUCAACCGCCGAAAGAGCACAAACCCGCGGUACAACCAUUAAUUUGGCAAAAUGUCAUUGGAAUCCCUGUUCUCUUUGCUAUUACGUUUUAUUUAUUCGUCUCGUACGCCAUAAUCCCUCCCGGGGCAAAACUUUGGACCUGGAUAUUUGGAUUUUUAUAUGGAUUUUGUGGUGGUUUUGGUCUAACGUCAGGCAUUCAUCGUUAUUGGGCACACAGAAGUUAUAAUGCUAAACUGCCACUCAAAAUUAUGCUCGCUUGUUUCUUUUGCACAACCGGACAGAUUCAUAUGAGUAAAUGGAUUCGCACUCACCGAACGCAUCAUAGAUACACGGAUACAUGCGCGGAUCCGCAUAACGCUAAUCGCGGCUUCUUUUUUUCGCAUGUUGGCUGGUUAAUGAUGAAGCAUCAUCCGGCGGUGAAAGAAUAUGGAAAAAAUGUAGAUAUGAGCGAUAUCGCGGCCGAUCCUGUCAUACGUUUCUUCGAUAAAUAUUAUCCGCCGAUCAUGCUAACACUAACCUUUAUUCUACCGACUCUGAUACCUGCAUAUUUCUGGAACGAAAGGUGGAUAAUAUGCCUAACUGGUACAAUGACCCGCUGGGUGCUUUUGUUAAACAUUGUUUUUACCGUCAACAGUGUUGCUCACUUAUGGGGCACGAAACCUUACAACAAACAUAUUAUGGCAAAGCAGAAUAAAAUUAUAGCCUUCCUUACUCUCGGUGAGGGUUGGCACAAUUAUCAUCAUUGCUUCCCGUGGGACUAUAAACUCUCGGAACAUUUCAACGUGGGAGCCGCCUUCAUAGAUGUCAUGGCCUGGUUAGGAUUUGCGUAUGAUCUAAAGACGACGAACUCCGCGUUGGUUAAAAAAUUUUAUAAGGAAAAAGCAAUUUAUAAUGAUAACCGAAUAUUACGAAGAGGAAUACAAGAAGGAUCGAAAGUUAACAAAACCGGAAAAAAAGAUGGCAAAAAAUCGAUUCUAGAACAACCACCGAAAGAGGACAUACCGGCGGUACAACCAUUAAUUUGGCAUAAUGUCAUUGGUAUCCCUGUUCUCCAUAUUAUUGCAAUAUAUUUACUUGUCACGCGCUAUCAUGAGGCGAAACUUUACACCUGGAUAUUUGCAAUCUCAUUGGGGUUGACUGCUGGUUUGGGUAUAACGUCAGGCAUGCAUCGUCUAUGGGCACAUAGAAGUUUUAAUGCUAAACUGCCACUCAAAAUUAUAUUCGCUUGUCUCUUUUGCACAACUGGACAGAUUCAUAUGUUUAAAUGGAUUCGCACUCACCGAACGCAUCAUAGAUACACGGAUACAUGCGCGGAUCCGCAUAACGCUAAUCGCGGCUUCUUUUUCUCGCAUGUUGGCUGGUUAAUGAUGAAGCAUCAUCCGGCGGUGAAAGAAUAUGGAAAAAAUGUAGAUAUGAGCGAUAUCGCUGCCGAUCCUGUCAUACGUUUCUUCGAUAAAUAUUAUUCGCCGAUCAUGCUAACACUAACCUUUAUUCUACCGACUCUGAUACCUGCAUAUUUCUGGAAUGAAAGCUGGAUGGUAUCCAUAGGUGCUACAAUGGUUCGCUGGGUGAUUACGAUAAACGUUACUUUUGCUGUCAACAGUUUUGCUCACUUAUGGGGCACGAAACCUUACGACAAGCAUAUUAUGGCAAUGCAGAAUAAAUAUGUAGCCUUCUUUACUUUCGGUGAGGGUUGGCAUAAUUAUCAUCAUUGCUUCCCGUGGGACUAUAGAGGCUCGGAACAUUUCAACGUGGCAGGCACCUUCAUAGAUAUCAUGGCCUGGUUAGGAUUAGCGUAUGAUCUAAAGACGACGAGUAACACGUUGGUCGAAAAAUUUUAUAAGGAAAAAGGUGAUGGAUCUCACAAUAAUACCGAGGACGAGACAAAUAUACCUCAAACAUAGUUGCUUUCGAAUAAAAAAAAGUGAAAAAAGAGAAUCAGAAUAGAUGUAUAUUUACAUCUACUAAUUUUCUUUUUUUUUUAAUUCGUGAAGAUUAAUUAAAACACUUCUAGAUGUAAAUGAUGUGAUAAAAAGUUUGUGAACUUUCGUAUUAUUAUCUUGUGAACUAAUGAGAUCAUAUUAUUUUAGCUUUUCGUCGCUACGUUAAGGUUUUCAUUAUUUUAGUUUUUUACUUUAUAUGUUAAAUUUAAUAUAUAUAUAACUGUACCUCUCUCAAUUUAUUUUGAUCUGCAUUUUAUGAAUCUAGCGCGAUGUGUUGAA